Messenger RNA from Talpa occidentalis (Iberian mole), 2394 nucleotides. It is a transcript of the gene PIGW, whose product is annotated as phosphatidylinositol glycan anchor biosynthesis class W. The transcript is spliced from 2 exons. Gene Ontology annotation, biological process: protein localization to plasma membrane; GPI anchor biosynthetic process. The record is from RefSeq and is a predicted model, not a curated record. The coding region runs from base 296 to 1804 and encodes 502 amino acids. Gene Ontology annotation, molecular function: glucosaminyl-phosphatidylinositol O-acyltransferase activity. Gene Ontology annotation, cellular component: membrane; endoplasmic reticulum. Lineage: Eukaryota; Metazoa; Chordata; Mammalia; Eulipotyphla; Talpidae.
CGCGCCGUGUCUGCUGUGGGACCUGCUGUGCGGCCUCGUCCCGCCCCGCCGGGAUCGUCCGGAGCAGCGAGGACGCGUCUGUUAGGGAAAGGACUCGUUUUUAAAGGCCUGCCGGUUCGGAUUGGUUUGAGGUAUUCUUGCUGGGCGCAAGCAUGCCCGGCGUGCUUUUAUUCCGUAUGGUUCUUGUCUGGCCAACAAGUGUGCCCUUCAUGUGCUAUCGCGCCCCUUUCCAUGAUCAGCAUCCAUCCUACCUACCCUAACCUGAAAGAGUGACACUGUACAUAAGGAACAAAAAAUGUCUCAAAAGCAGAUGAAGGAAGCUUUUGUCAGUAACCUCAAUGGAACCAGUGUACUGGAAAUCACCCAGGGCUUGUGUUUGCCUGCACUGUGUAUCCUCAUCAGAGGGCUCCUGAUCAUUCUUUCACAGCACUUAUGUUUUUCACAUACCUGGAGAACUCGAUUCUUUGUUGACUUUGUUGUCCUGAUAGUUCCUAUGGUGGCUACUUUGACCAUUUUGUCUUCAUUUGUCCUUCUUGAGUACCUUGCCCUAAUUAUCUUUGGGGCAGGGCUGCUCUAUCAUAUAUAUUGCAGGAAGACUUGCUGUGCCAGAAUGCCUAUCCAGAAGAUCCUUGAGAAUUUCUCGAAAAUCAGUCUAGAAUCAGAAUACAUUCCAGCCAUUUCCUGUUUCCGUGUAAUUAACAGUGCAUUCACUGCUAUUGCCAUUUUGGCUGUGGACUUCCCAAUUUUUCCCAGAAGAUUUGCCAAAACUGAGCUCUAUGGAACAGGAGCAAUGGAUUUUGGAGUAGGUGGCUUUGUUUUUGGAACUGCAAUGGUUUGUCCAGAGAUUAGGAGAAAAUAUACGGAAGGGAUCACAUUUAAUUAUUUUAUAAAGUCAUUGUACUCUGUUUGGCCAUUAAUCUUCCUAGGAAUAGGGCGAUCAGUGAUUAUAAAAUCCAUAGACUAUCAGGAGCAUUUAACUGAGUAUGGAGUUCAUUGGAAUUUUUUCUUUACCCUAAUAGUUGUGAAAUUGGUAACAUCACUGCUUUUAAUUAUUUUUCCCCUAAAUAAAUCCUGGGUUGUGGCCAUUGGCAUUAGUGUAUUAUACCAGUUAGCCCUUGAUUUCACUCCACUGAAAAGAUUACUUUUAUAUGGCACUGAUGGCAGUGGCACAAGGGUUGGUUUGUUAAAUGCUAACCGAGAAGGAAUAAUUUCUACCGUGGGGUAUGUGGCAGUACAUAUGGCUGGCGUGCAAACAGGGUUAUAUGUGCUUAAAAAAAGAUCACAGGUCAAAGACUGGAUAGAAGUAGCAUCUCAUAUUCUACUGGCAGCUAUUAGUCUCUUCAUAUCUCUUUACAUAGUUCAGGUAAAUAUAGAAGUGGCAUCUCGAAGAAUGGCCAAUUUAGCCUUUUGUAUUUGGAUAGUUGCUUCUAGCCUGAUCCUUCUUAGUAGUUUAUUAUUGGGUGAUAUAAUUUUGAGUUUUGCCAAAUUUCUAAUAAAAGGAGCUGUAGUCCCAUGUUCUUGGGAUCUUAUCCAGUCACCUGUAAUAAAUAAGAAGCGUUCAGAAUCAUUAGUUUCUGAAGUUAAAAGAAAGGAACCCAGUUUUUGUUUAAUCACAGCUAUUAACAGAAACCAGCUUAUUUUUUUCUUACUAUCAAAUAUAGCCACUGGCCUGAUCAACCUCUUGGCAGAUACAUUACAGAGCAGUACCUGGUGGGCCUUAUUUGUGCUCAACCUCUAUAUGCUUACCAACUGUUUAAUUAUAUAUGUGUUACACUUGCAAGAUAAGACAAUAAAAUUUUGGUAACCACUAGGAAUAGGAUGGAUCUGUGAGCAAUACUAUUUUAUUGAGGAAGGAUAAAUAUUAAAUGUAAAUAAGAUGUGCUGCUGGAAGAACAGUGUUAACUAAAUUACAAAAUUGAGUUUUUAAUCUUUUAUAACAGUGGUGAUGCUUAAUAUAUGAAUGUAUUUAACAUUUAUAUAAAACAAUACAGAAGAAACAAACCCUUGCAACUUGUUAGAAUAUUUAUUAAAUUUCGGUAUUUUAAAGAAACUGGUUAUAGUUGUGACACUGAAAGGAUAGUUAACUUCCCAUCUUAAAUCACUUUAUACCGUUCUAUAUUUUUUAUCAUUUGUAUUACUAUUAUAAAGUUUACAUUAAAUAUCUGUGUUAGUUGUGGAAUUGUCAACAUUCUUUACUGCUCAAUUUUAAUCUCUAUACUUAAAAAAGUUUAAGAAACCAGAUGUUUAUAAAGUUGAAUACUUUAAAAAUCAGAAAAUAGUGAAACGUUCCAAAGGAUAGACUGAAUGUUGUGAUGUCUUUACAUGCCUAAAAGUCAUGAGACAAUAGGUUUGUUUUGGGGAUAAGUUUUUUGCUGGUGGUGGGGAGGGGGUUGU